GAGUGAGUGAGCAAAAGACGCCGCGCGUUCGAAGGCCGGUUCUGCUUCCGAGGUCAGAGGUCGGGCGUGGAGCCGCUGAGGGAGGGAGUGAAGAGGUUGGUCACGAUGCUGAUCAAAGUGAAGACGCUAACUGGGAAAGAGAUUGAGAUCGACAUAGAACCCACAGACAAGGUGGAGAGAAUAAAGGAGCGAGUGGAAGAAAAAGAAGGGAUCCCCCCACAACAGCAGCGGCUCAUCUACAGCGGCAAGCAGAUGAACGACGAGAAAACUGCAGCCGACUACAAGAUCCUGGGUGGCUCCGUGCUUCACCUGGUCUUGGCGCUACGCGGGGGAGGCCUGCGAUGAUGGUUCGACUGUCCCCGGUGCGCCCCCCUCCCCUAACCCUCCCCCACCCCCCUCAAAGGACAGAU
Molecule: messenger RNA, 410 nt
Organism: Elgaria multicarinata webbii
Lineage: Eukaryota; Metazoa; Chordata; Lepidosauria; Squamata; Anguidae
Gene: NEDD8
Product: NEDD8 ubiquitin like modifier
Exons: 4
Coding region: 106-345 (79 amino acids)
Biological process (GO): regulation of proteolysis; protein neddylation; modification-dependent protein catabolic process
Cellular component (GO): nucleus; cytoplasm
Molecular function (GO): ubiquitin protein ligase binding; protein tag activity
Source: RefSeq, a predicted model, not a curated record